Danio rerio (zebrafish) is the source of this 3779-nucleotide messenger RNA. Lineage: Eukaryota; Metazoa; Chordata; Actinopteri; Cypriniformes; Danionidae. The record is from RefSeq and is a predicted model, not a curated record.
AUCUAAACUAACAGUGAGCACUCUCGAGGUGUGAGGAACUGAAAACGGCUCUUCGCGCGGCCCGAUGGAAAGCCACUGCAUCCAGUUUGUAUAACAAAUAGACAAACGUUUCCGCUUGUGUAUUUACUCGGUAAUGUCGGCAGCAACAUCAGUGGAAUCGAAACGGACUGUUGGCAUAUGCUGUCGUCUUGUAACAAGGUGUAGUGGUCUUCAUGGCGGCCAGCAGCGUGGUUCCUGGGGACAAUCUGCCCGUAUAUAAGCUGGUGGUGGUGGGCGACGGUGGCGUAGGCAAGAGCGCACUCACUAUCCAGUUUUUCCAGAAGAUCUUCGUGCCCGAUUACGACCCUACCAUUGAGGACUCCUACCUCAAGCACACUGAGAUCGACGGCCAGUGGGCCAUUCUGGACGUUCUGGACACAGCCGGGCAGGAGGAGUUCAGUGCGAUGAGAGAGCAGUACAUGAGGACAGGAGACGGUUUCCUCAUCGUCUUCUCCGUCACUGAUAAAGCCAGCUUUGAACAUGUGGACCGUUUCCAUCAGCUCAUCCUCAGAGUCAAAGACAGAGAGUCGUUUCCUAUGGUUCUGGUGGCCAAUAAAGUGGACCUGGUGCAUUUACGCAAGAUCACAAGUGAGCAGGGCCGAGAGAUGGCCUCCAAACACAGUAUCACGUAUAUCGAGACGAGUGCGAAAGAUCCACCAAUGAAUGUAGACAAAGCCUUUCACGAGCUGGUCAGAGUCAUACGUCAGCAGAUCCCGGAACGGGGCCUGAAGAAAAAGCGGAAAGGCAAAUGGCGAGCGGACAGACCUUCGGCUUCCCAGAGGCUGCACUGCGUCUUACUGUGAGCGCAAACCCUCUAUCUCUGGGCGUCAACGCCGCGAUGACCACAUCCUGACUGUUAAAACAAACACACACACACAUCAUAAUAUCCAGGAAGUAGAGAAAAUACAGCCUGAGCAUUCCACUAUUUUACGACAGAAUUUUGAAUUUUUCAAAAUUCCGGAAAAAAAAAAUGUAUAAAAAUGUGGAAUUUCAGGCCGUUUUAGUUUGAUUUUCUUGAUCCGUCAGGAUUCUUGCGCUGUUCACUCUCGUAUCCUCUCAGAGAACAAUUCAGAGACACACUUUCUGAGGCCUUGUUUUGUAUAGUGUUUCUAUAUAUUUAUUGUGCCGAUUUCUAUAUUGUUACGUGAUUGUUAAUACAGCGAAAAGGCUUCGGAAUAAUCUGUAUGGGUCAGAAAUGCACAACUGGUAUAUAAACACACACACAUCUGUAUGUAGAUGUAGAAGUCUUCGAAAAAGGGGGCGGAGCAAAUUCUGGUUACCAUAGAUACCACAAUGUUAUGAUUAUGCAUUACAAUACAUUUCUAAAACGGCACUAAAAGCUAGAAACAAAUAAAAACUUUUGAUCCAAUUUUGGCUAUUCGUUUAGACAACGUUUUAGUUAACAUUGUUAACGCUAGUUAAUAGCAUAGACUGUAAAAGAUAUGGACGUAGUAUCCGUGACAUCACCCAUACGCAAAAGAAGCGUAGGCGUGUUCACCAGGCACCAUUUCGUUCGCGGGUAAUCACACCGAUCGGGGGAUACCAAACGAGGGCAAAGUGGUGGAGCGUGAGAGGAGCUAUACAUGCCUGCUGGAAUUUUGCUUUGACCGGCUUUUCUUUGGGAGAAACGCUUAAUACUUCAUUACCUGCGACUCAUUGGUGUUCUGGCCACAUGUGCUUGGUUGUAUACUAUAUCAAUAAAGUGUUUAGACUUUUAAAAACACAAUUGUAAUGCUUUGAGCAACUAAGCAUUGUUCUUAUGACGUUUUUCUAAAGGAGUAAAGUGCGAAUUACUUUCAAAAACCUAAAAUAUAGGCUGUGUUAGUAAAUGCAAGGCUAUUUAUGAAAUCUAGGCACAACACUGUAUGACAACGUUUCAGUUCUAUAGCCUACAGCUAAUCGAUCUUUCAGAUUCUGGAGUGAUUUACAGGUCUAAACAAAAUUAUAAAUGAUAAAUGAUUUUAAAUCAAAUAAAUACAUUUAUAGAUUUGGUAUAUAAGUAUAAAAUUUUACUCACCUGGGACAUGGAGGCCAAGUAAAUGGUUUGUGAGCACAAUUAAGUGCACACAGCAUGCCAUUUCAUAUAAUAAUUGUAGGAAAGAAUCCCAAAAAGCAAUUGACUGUGUAAAGCCACAUAAAACAAAACAAAAAUACGAUGUAUAUGCCAAUUUCAGUGGUUAAUCAGCCAGAAUGACAUGACGGCGAUAAGCGAGACCUAGCUUUCACUCAAGUGGCCACGCCCUUAAUUAUGCUGACUUAAUAUAACUGAAUAAAAAUGAAAUGCAUGAAAAAAUUCACUCCCCUCACAGUUGUCAUGAACAGUAAUAUAAGCAAUAUGAACCAAAACCAUCUUUUGUACCAGGUUGUUAACAUGUUUCUAUCAGCUGUAAAAUUGGCCAAUUUAGCAUUGCAGUCAGUGGACAUCCGGAGUUUAUGGAGCCAGCCACCAAAGGCGAGUCAGUGAAUUGCAGUUUCAGUUACUUCCGUAUUGGCUUCACGAGGGAGAGCGGGAGGUUGUCGCUUGGUUAAUAGUUAACGCUUUUUUUUGAAAAACUGUGAAUCUAUUCGCAAGUGUAUUACGUGUUCACUUUAUAGUCAUGAGUGUGUACUCUACAGCCAAAAAACAAUGGUGACUAAAAGACUAUUUGUGGAGGCAUAUAGUGUUUCUUUACUAAAUGACAAUGCGACAAUGCGUGGUGUAAACAAUACACAUUUAUUUGUUAUUUCCGCUGAAUGUAUUCACAAACAUUUUUGUUUCUACACAAUUUUUCUGUUUAACUCUUUGUUGUGUUUUAAUAUUUUUUACUUUAAAACUGAAAACAAUCUAUUCUCUCUCGAUUUUCUGCUUAUAAACAAAUGGGUAACUAUGGUAACCCGGAUUGCAUUUUCUGCCGCUAAACCAAACCCCCGAUUUCUGAUCGUAUCCAUAAACACUUUCAGACAGAUUGAUGACGUUAUGUAAGCUCAACUUUAAUGAUAUUUAUUGUUAUUCUAUGAUCUGUAAGUUGAUCAUAGAUCAGGACCAUCACGAUGAAAGUUUUGUACAUUUAAUGCCUGAAUUACGUUGCCAUAAAACUGAUUUGAUCAGUAAUUGCACAAAAAAUAAUGUUACAGUGUUACAUUGUGUCUCUGAUGCUUCUGUUAUACAGUUACAAUGUAAUCUUCUACAUUGUGACAUCAUAGAUCGGUUUGAACUUGUGUUGUCAUUUAUUUUUUUCUCGUCUUGAAUGCAUCGUCACUUUACUUUGAAUGUGUUUGGGCUUGUUUUGAAGUUCUCAUCGAUGUUUUGAAUGUAUCGUUUGUUGCUCUUUUCGCCAGUUUUGCUUUUGGAUGUUUCGAAAAGGUCCAGCUUUAGUGUUUAGCAAAUUAAAAGGAACAUUGUCCAAGUAGCCGGUUCAGGCUGCCUCCUUCGUUUUGUGGUUGUGAUUUUCUUACAGUAUGUGUUACUUUAAUCUUACGAAAGCAGAUCUGUUUUGUUUUAAAAACUGGACGUCCUUCUGACAUUUCUGACUUUGUUUGGAAAAACUUGGUGCAAAUUUUUGUGGUUCAGUUAUUACUGGAUUUCUUUUUUAAAUAAUUUAUUAUACAAAUUCUAUGUAUUCUGUGACCAUGUUUGUAUGAAGACGAUUAAGGCCAAAAACUGCUUUGAAAAAGAAGGGAAUUUUUGCAUCAAGAAUAUUGUAAGAGUUUGUAAAAUGGAAUAUAAACAUAUUAUAAUAAAAAUCUAAUAAACCAAUCAA